GAAUGUUAAGUGCAUAUGUCUUAUUUGUCAUACGUCAGUUGCAAUACCUAUGUAAGCGUGGUAACUUAGAAAGGCAUCAUAAAACGGUUCAUAUAAACUAUGAAAAAUAUUUUCCGCCACAGAGUGAAUCAAGAAAACGAAAAGUACGUGAUUUCGUAUCUCAUUUGAAAAAAGAACAAACCAUGUUCACAAGACCAGCCAAACAAUCAAAAGCUGCUACGAUUGCGUCAUUGAAAAUAUCUCAUAUAUUGGCAAAACACAAGAAACCAUUGGAAGAUGGAUCCGUUGUGAAGGAAGCAUUUAUUGAAGCGGGUGUGACUUUAUUUGGAAAUUUUAAAAAUAAAUCAGACAUCAUGUCUGCUAUUAGAUAACUUCAGUUAUCUCGUCUGACUGUCACAAGGCAUAUUGAAGUCAUGAGUCAGGACAUGGCAGAUAAACUAAAACAUGAUAUCAUGGAAUGUACAUACUUUUCUUUACAGUUCGACGAAUC
Molecule: messenger RNA, 490 nt
Organism: Chilo suppressalis (striped riceborer)
Lineage: Eukaryota; Metazoa; Arthropoda; Insecta; Lepidoptera; Crambidae
Source: the annotation of a GenBank genome assembly